Rhizophagus irregularis DAOM 181602=DAOM 197198 is the source of this 1023-nucleotide messenger RNA. Lineage: Eukaryota; Fungi; Glomeromycota; Glomeromycetes; Glomerales; Glomeraceae. The record is from RefSeq and is a predicted model, not a curated record.
GAAUCUUUAAAAUUCAUUGAUUCAAUUUAUAUGUUUCUUACAAGUUUUUUAUUCUUUUAUAUUAUUCCUCCUUUUAUUAGACAUAAUUUUCCUUUUAUUAAAUCAAUACAUAAAAAAUAUGAAGAUAAUGUUGAAUGGUUAGAUACUGAAUUUGAAAAAGUUAUUAAGAAAAGAAAGCAAGAGAUUGAAAAUAGUCCUGUUGAUCAACCAUUAGAACAUAAUAUAUUAAAUUUAUUAAUAACGAUAAAUACUGAACGUGAUAUUAAUAAAAUUUCUGGUAUUGAUUAUAUGAGACCAAUGAAUGAUGUGGAAAUUCGUGAUACCAUAAAAGAAAUUUUUAGCGCUGGAGCAGAUACCACUAGAAAUUCACUGUGUUUCAUCAUUUAUUAUAUCCUUAAAUAUCCUGAAGUUAAGGAUAAAUUAAUCAAGGAAUAUGAAUCAAUUUAUGGUGAUUUAACAAAAAAACCAAAUAUAACUAAUGAAUCACUUGAUAAAUUAGUUUAUACGGAAGCUGUUAUUAGUGAAGUUGCCCGUCUUAAACCUGCGGUACCAGUAUUUUUGCGUGCUACUAGUCUUGAUACUGAAAUUGGUGGUUAUAAAAUUAAAAAAGGUACCCAAAUUUUUACGAAUUAUAUUGGAGUUCAUAUGCAUGAAGAUCAUUGGAAUGAACCCGAGAAAUUCAAUCCAGAUAGAUUCUUAAAUGAUAAUAUUGUUAAAAAUUCUCUUUUAAAUUUUGGUGGUGGUAUUCGUAUAUGUCCAGGAAGACAUUGGGCUAUUAAGAAUCUUAAAAUUUUAUUAAUUAGAUUAUUAACAAAAUUUGAUAUGACUUUAGUAGAUCCCGAUUCUCCAUUAAAAUCGGAAUUUAAAAGCGUAGAACAUUGUAAUGAAUUAGAAAUUUAUGUUAAAGAGAGAGAAUGAUAAAUGCCUAAUGGCUUAUUAUAUAGUUAUAUAUUUAUUUAUAUGUAUUAUUUAUUUAUUAUUUAUUUAUUCUUUGUAACGCAAUAUUAAUAAAUUUUGAAAUAU